AUGGGUACGUAUAAAUUGAAGCUUCUUAAUAUUCUGAUAACUGGGCCACUGACAGGAGCAUCAAUGAACUCAACAAGAACCUUGGGACUAGCAAUAGCUGCAAAUAACUACAAAGGCAUAUGGAUCUACCUUACAGCUCCCAUCCUUGGCGCACUAGCUGGUGCAGGUAUUUACACAGCAGUGAAACUGCCUGAGGAAGAUGAUAGAAGUGGGGAUAUAGAUGAUUCUUUCAUUGCUGACCUGGUGGUUGGUCUUGCCUCUUAUCAAAUCAAAGCAGGCUCUCCUUCUCGUGGAGAGCGCUUAGCCAAGUACAAUCAGGUAAAAACUGAAUAA
Lactuca saligna is the source of this 333-nucleotide messenger RNA. The record is from the annotation of a GenBank genome assembly. NCBI's taxonomy places the organism in Eukaryota, Viridiplantae, Streptophyta, Magnoliopsida, Asterales, Asteraceae.